Cyclocybe aegerita is the source of this 3501-nucleotide messenger RNA. NCBI's taxonomy places the organism in Eukaryota, Fungi, Basidiomycota, Agaricomycetes, Agaricales, Hemipholiotaceae. The record is from the annotation of a GenBank genome assembly.
AUGAACGCCAACUUCACAUUUCCACCACCAAAGCCAGUUAUGCCACGGCCACCGUCGGCGUACAGACCCAAGGCCAAGAUACCCUCGCGCUCGUCGAAUGCUCUCCGUGCCUCCGUGCUCGAAGCCGCUCUCGAGCUCGGCGUCGGCACAAACCCGCUUGUAGCGGACUGGAUGUUCAGCAAUUCUCUGAAGGAGGAGGACGAGGAGGACUCUGCACACUCUCCGGGCCUUACGAACGGGUCCUCCGCCACCUCCGAGGAGUCGUCCUCGUAUCCCCUCACUCCUCCGGCGUCAUCAUCAAAGCGCGGCCCCGGCCCCGGAGUCCACUUCGCUGAUGAUCCCGUAUCCAACGGGAAGCCUGGCGCAGUCGCCGUUGCGUUCCCUUCUGCGGGCAAGGACGCCGUGGGGCGAUCCAACGAUGCAGACAAUAGCAACAGUGGCUGGAGCCAUGAACACGGCGUCGCGCCGUCCAGUUUGGCCCCGAGUGGGAGUGGGAGUGGUGUCGCAUUUCCUGACAUCCCGAUCCCACCCCGCCCUACGACGUCGAACAAUGGACGAAGGCUGAAGAAGAAGCGAGGAGCGGAUGGUGGGUAUGAAAGUGAUGGUGGAUACGUUAGUGAUACGGGGAAGAAGAAGGAGAAAAAGGAAAAGAAAGAGAAGAAGGUUAAGGAGGAGGAGAAGGUGAGAGAGGGCGAAGGAGGAGAGGGCGAGCGGACGCGCAAGAAGAGCCUCAUCUCGGUCGUCAAGUCCUCUAAGAAGAAGGACAAGGAAAAGGAAAGGGACAAAGACGCGUCGUUCGACGUAGGAUACGACACCGACGGCGGCCCGACAUCUUCCGCGAAGAAACCCAAAAGGCCGUCGAAGACGAAGACGAAGACCGCCGAGGCGGGGUAUGAGACAGACGGCGGGUACGUGUCCUCGUCGGGCACGAAGCGGUCCAAGGCGCGCGCGUUCUUCGGGCUGUCGAGCAAGAGCUCGAGGUCGGACUUGCAUGCGGAGGCUGAGCCGGUGCCUGCGCUGCCUCGAGGUUUUGGAGGCAAGGAGAUGCCGUUGCCAAUUGCAGACCGGUUUGCGACGACGCUCAGCCCAACGAACGCGAGCGCGAGUGCCAGCAGUAGCGCCACGGCAAUCAGCCCGACGAGUCUUAGUCCAGCGUCGGUAUCUUCGAGCGUCAUGACGCCAUUAGGAAGGACGACGAGCGAGCCUAGCCCUUCGGCGUCCUCUCCCAUCUCUCCCUCUCCUUCCGCGACCCAACUCUUAGGUACUGGCACCCUACCACAGAUGUCCUUCCAGCCAUUUAGCGCCGCCGACAGCCCAGAUACCCAACUCUCGCCGUCAAGGUCGAGGUCACCUCUUCCGCCUCCAUCGAGGUCUAUGUCGCCUGUCGCGUCUCCGACGCUCUCGCCGACCAUCAAACGGGAUUCGCUAAUGUCGACGAACUCCUCGUCGUCCAGCGGCAGUGGCUCGAAUUCAAAUUCGCAGAAUCACGGACAACAACACUCUGCCAACGGUAGUACGGGUGGUGGAGCAGGAGGAGGGGCGGGUGGAGGUAGCAAGCGAAGGUUCUUUGGUUUCGCUUCGCCGACGAAGGGCGACGCGGUGGGGCACGGGAUCGGGUCGGGAAGCGGGUCGACGAUCACCUCGACGUCAACGUCGGUUGCGUCGCAUACGCAUUCGGCGAAAUCUGGGUCGAACGCGUCGAGUGCUACGACGCACUCGGCGGCGGGCUCGCUCAAGCCGCCGAUGAUAUCGUUCCCGCUGACGCGCUCGCCGUCGCCUUCAAGCCAGCCGAUGAGUCCUGGUCGGUCGCCGACGCCGACGUCUGCGUCUGUGUUGCCUUUCGCCUCCUCGUCUUCGUCGUCGUCGAUGCCGUCAUCGUCUCAGACCCCUGCGUUUUCGUCACUUGCGUCACCGUUGUCACCUUCGUCCGCAUCACAGCUCCCAAUGAGGUCGCCAUCACCCGGCUUACCGCGCUCGCCUGCGUCGCCACCGCCUGUCGUGCCCUUAAACAUAAACAGACCUAGAGGCAUGCGCGUCCGGCCCAGUCUGGAGAAGCUCAACCUCCUCGCGCCGCCUAUUAACACCAACCCGCACAACGGCAGCGUCCCAUCGCCCAUCUCGCCCAAUUCAUACGUGAUGGUCACGCCCGUGCCCUCGCCUGGGCUGCCUCCGUCGCCAAAUACCCUCUCGCGGUCAAUGACAAGAGGAGGGAGCAGGGACGGAGGGAUCGGCCCGCCUUCUCCGGGGAUCAUGCCGAGCGGAGACUACCUGGUGCCGUCGCCGUCGGCAGCAGCGACGAGCUUCAUGCUCGGGGCGUCGCCUGCUCCGGGCGCUGCCAACGCGGGUGUGGGUGCGAACGGAGGUCUGACGAGCCCGAACGUGCUGGCUUACUAUGAUAUGCCGCCGCCCAGCCCGCCGCCGCAGGGCCCGCUCCCUAGUGUGCCGCCCAACGCACAACCUGGUGGUUCUAGCUCGAGUUCGAACGCCAGUGCUAGUGUAAAUACGGGCCAGUUCCCGUUUGCAGCGCUGAGACAGCGUGUCGUGGAUAGGACACCGCGGUACCUCCCACCCGAGCUGGCUAACGUACAGAGGGGGAGGGAGAGUCCGUUCCCUGCACGUCCUGUCCUCCCCGCUGGAGGUGUUGCACCACCGGCUGGCAUGCCAAGAAGGUACAGAGACCUAUACACCUCCCCAACAGGCUCGGGUCCAGGCGAGGAGACGCUGGCGUACUUGGAAGAGAAGGAGCGCGUGGAGGAAAUGCGGCGCGCCAGGAUCGCAGCGACGGGUGGACAGAAGAGGGAAUGGGUCGACCUGGAGGAGGUGGAGAGGGAUAUGGUCAAGGAGAAGCUGAUGAAGAUCCAGAGGAAGAAGAAAGGCGCUGUGCGGUUCGCGGUGGACGUUGAUGGCGGCUCCGAAGAGGAGGACGAGCUGGAGUAUAUAGAUGAUGACAGCGUGGAGGGUGGGCUGGAGGACGAGCCCGAGUUGCGCGGUGUGCUCGACCGCUUCGAUAACGGCAGUGCCGAAGGCGCGAGCGUGAGUGAGGAGAGCGUCUUCUCCCAGCGCGCUUUGAGCCGGAAUCGGUCUGCGGAGGCUCUCAAUGUGGACGCAGAAGGCAUGGCCAUCCCCCGGCUACGCGUCCCGCGCGAGCGCCCACGACAGCUGAGCGAGUACACCGACGACGACGCGCGCACGCUCGGCGACCGCGCUUCGCGCUGGUCAGACAGCGUCUACAGCCGCGUGAGCAUCCUCGACGAGGACGAGAGCGAGCAGACGCGCGACCGCUUCGUGCGCCGCGUCGAGGCGAUGCUCGAGGCGGAGAGGAAGCGGAAUGCCCUUGAGGGUCUGGUAGGUGAUGAUGAGACAGGUGCUGGUUUGGGUUUGGGCAGGGGAUACAUCCCGCCCGUGCCCAAGCUCCCUGAAGCGUACUCGAAUUCGAACUUGGGCGCUUCACCCGUCUCUGCGGGUGCUACUUCUCCUGGACGGAGCUGGAAUAGGUUCUAG